AUGGAUUUAUUUAUAAUAUUGUCUUUAGCAUACGUUUUGGUCCAAUGUGAUGGAGACGUGAGAGUUAAUCUAACAGCUGUUGUGGGACGAUCCGUCACUUUUCCAGACUCUGUGAAGGAGAUAGGAUAUAUUUCAUUUGGACCAAAAAUUAUUGCUGCUGUUUCUAAUGGUGCAUUUGAGAUUGAUGAAGACAUUUACACAAACAGACUUCACUGGAACAAAAGCACUGGACUCUUCACUCUCUCAGAUCUGCAGAAAAGUCAUUCUGGAGUUUAUUCCAUCAAAUCCAAAAAAGGGAAUGUGUUUUCAAAAGAUUAUGACCUCAAAGUGUUUGAGGAGGUGUCUGUUCCAGUCGUGUCCUGUGUGAACGUGAGCUCUGACAGUGUCACUCUGCAGUGUUCAGUGAAUCACACAGAGCAGACCACACUGAGCUGGUUCAGAGGAGGUCAGUCUGUGGUCAGCAGCAGCUCUGCAGUGCUGCCCCUCACUGUCCAACAGAGGAACUACACCCACCAGUACAAAUGUGUGUCUCAGAACCCUGUGGGGGAGGAGACUGUUACAGUGAAUAGAACAACAGUCUGUGGACUCAAUGAUAAACAAGCUGGGAUAAAAAGAUCUAUCAUCAUCAUUAUAAUCGCCCCAAUCGUCGUUGUCGUCAUAAUCCUUAUCUUGUGUAUUGUGAAGGGGAAGAACCACCAUUAUUCCAAUCUCAAGGCGUCAACUCCUUCAGGAAAUCCUUCACUCGAGCUAUGGCCGUGUACUGACAACCACUUUGACAACAGCUCAGCACCGUAA
Knipowitschia caucasica is the source of this 795-nucleotide messenger RNA. The record is from the annotation of a GenBank genome assembly. Lineage: Eukaryota; Metazoa; Chordata; Actinopteri; Gobiiformes; Gobiidae.